Messenger RNA from Fulvia fulva, 537 nucleotides. RefSeq names its product Glycine cleavage system H protein, mitochondrial. Gene Ontology annotation, cellular component: mitochondrion; glycine cleavage complex; cytoplasm. The transcript has 3 exons. Gene Ontology annotation, biological process: protein lipoylation; glycine decarboxylation via glycine cleavage system. The record is from RefSeq and is a predicted model, not a curated record. NCBI's taxonomy places the organism in Eukaryota, Fungi, Ascomycota, Dothideomycetes, Mycosphaerellales, Mycosphaerellaceae. The coding region runs from base 1 to 537 and encodes 178 amino acids.
AUGGCAGCUCCUGUGGCCGGCCGUGCCUUCGCUCGCUCUCUCGCUUCGUCGACUCUCACAAAAUGCAGCCGCCCACAAUGUCUGAAGCUCAGAGCUCAGCAAUCGGCGUUUAGACCAGCUAUUAGGAGCUUCAGCGUGAGCGCGAAAGUAUGGGCGAAGAAGUACACAGAGGACCACGAAUGGGUUGAGCUCUCCGCAGACGGCGAGACUGCCACCAUUGGUAUCUCAGACUACGCCGCGAAAGCCGUCGGCGAUGUCGUCUACGUCGAGCUCCCAUCAGCAGACCUCCAAGUCGCCAAAGGCGAGUCAAUCGGCGCAGUAGAGUCUGUCAAGUCUGCCUCCGACAUCAUGACCCCAAUCAGCGGUGUGAUCGUAGAGGCAAACAGCGUACUGGAAGAGAAGCCUAGCACAAUCAACGAGAGCCCCGAGCAGGACGGCUGGUUGGCCAAGAUCAAGGCCAGCAACGCAGAGGAGCUGGACACACUGAUGGAUGCAGAUGGUUACAGGAAGUUCACGGAGAAGGCAGACUCCAAGUAG